AUGACAGAAGUUGGUAUAUCGAAUAACCAAAGUUUGCUCUUGGUAAAUAUAGGUGGUUUUUGCUGUACUACAAACUAUUGGAUCCUUGAUAGUAGUAUUGACCGUCCAUUAUCUGGGAAAUGGUUUUUGACUAAUUUGAUAUUUUUUAUCAACACAUUAUUGAUGUCUCUAUUCGGCAUCUACAUUAUAGCAAUUAAGAAUGGCUUUAUCUACUCAGCUCCUUGGAUUCCUAUAACUAUAUUAUGUGGCAUUAACUUUUUUGGAGCUUCAGUCAUUAUUUUGCCAUGGAUGUUACUUAGUGAAGUUUUUCCAAACAAAGCCCGAGGUAUUGCGACUGGCUCAUCUGCAGGAUUGUCUUAUUUAUUAAUAUUCAUAUUAACAAAAUCAUACAUAGAAAUAGAUUCUAUUGACCUUGGAAUACACUAUGAUUCUCUUUGGUUGUUUGGGCAUUUUUGGAUCACUCUACUUAUACUUUUAUUUACCAGAAACGGAAAAUAA
Messenger RNA from Macrosiphum euphorbiae (potato aphid), 498 nucleotides. Lineage: Eukaryota; Metazoa; Arthropoda; Insecta; Hemiptera; Aphididae. The record is from the annotation of a GenBank genome assembly.